AUGCCACCUGGUUGUCUCUCAAAACCAGUCAAUAAUCCAACAUCCGAUACUCCAUCUCACAGGUCCGGAGUAAACCACUGUCUUUUGGAAACCCUGCCCCUAACUCCCUCCUCUUAAACUACUACCACCACCACCACCACCACCACCACCAAAGCCACCGACGACAUUGGCACUGUUGGUCUGCUCAAACCCACCAUCAAUUUCUCUGAUCGCACAUGGGCGAGCAAACGCAAUACCAAUCGCAACCACAACCACAGCCACAACCCCUUCCUCAGCCCCAACCCCAAUCUCAACCCCAGUCCCAAAUCCAAGCCCAGGUUCAAACGCAGCCUCAGUCACAGCCCCACCAUGACCCCAUCACUUCUUCUAUCAACACCACCAUUACCACCACUGAAUUAAUCAGCAUCCCUCAGCAAACCGCAUCUCCUCUGGCCAAAAUACCUCCUUCCCGGCCUCGCAAAGUCCGUAAACUCUCUCCUGACGACGCCGCAACCACCGCCAACGACCCCAAUUCCUUGCAAAUAACCACCACAGCCAGCGACGCUCCCAAAACCACAGCGAAAUCAGCCAAAAUCAAAGCCACCCAACAGCGAGCCCUGGCUGUCGUAACCCCGCGCAUUAUUGCGAGAUCUUUGUCCUGCGAUGGCGAGGUGGAGAACGCGAUUCGACAUCUUCGCAACGCUGAUCCACUGCUUGCCUCUUUAAUUGAUCUCCACCCUCCCCCUACUUUCGAUACUUUCCACACUCCAUUCCUUGCCUUGACUCGAAGCAUUCUCUAUCAGCAGCUUGCUUUUAAAGCCGGUACUUCAAUCUACACUCGUUUUAUCGCUCUGUGUGGCGGAGAGGUUGGUGUCCUCCCGGAGACAGUUCUUGCUUUGACACCCCAACAGCUGCGACAAAUUGGGGUGUCGGGGCGUAAAGCUGGUUAUCUUCAUGAUCUUGCGAGAAAGUAUCUCAAUGGGAUCUUGUCCGAUUCCGCAAUUGUAAAUAUGGAUGACAAGUCCCUUUUCACUAUGCUUACUAUGGUUAAUGGCAUUGGUUCUUGGUCCGUGCACAUGUUUAUGAUUUUUUCUCUGCAUAGACCGGACGUGUUGCCCGUUAACGAUCUUGGGGUGCGCAAAGGGGUGCAGUUGCUGUACAAUUUGGAAGAGUUGCCCCGUCCUUCGCAGAUGGAUCAAUUGUGCGACAAAUGGAGGCCAUACAGGUCAGUGGCGUCUUGGUAUCUUUGGAGAUUUGUGGAGGCAAAGGGAUCGCCUUCAAGUGCUGUGGCAGUGGCAACUGGUGCUAGUAUGACACAGCAACAACAGGAGGAACAGCAGCACCAGCUGCAACCUCAGCUGUUUGACCCAAUUAAUAGCAUUAUCAACCUCGGUAACUUGUACAUGUCUCACAAUGUUUUUGUAACAUUUUUUUCCCCAAUCCCUACCAUAACGUCAUUUGAUCCAGGGCCUCUGCUUGGGGACAAUGAUUGGGACUUGGGAGAGUUAGUUGAUAACCUCUAUCAAGCGAUCAUUUGAGAAGUGCUUACAGAUCAGUGCAAAGAAGUUACUGGUUACUCAUGGUAGGUUUGGACAUUCGAAUAGUUAAACAGAGAGGUGUAUUUUGUCUAGUAAACAUGCUUCAAAAAUAAGAUUACAUGUGUUGAAGUUCUGUUGUCUUUGUUAAGAGACUGUUUUGUUAUCAAACUCUUACAGGAGAUCAUAGAUUUCAAAGAGCUUCACCGUUUGCCUUUA
Molecule: messenger RNA, 1733 nt
Organism: Hevea brasiliensis (rubber tree)
Lineage: Eukaryota; Viridiplantae; Streptophyta; Magnoliopsida; Malpighiales; Euphorbiaceae
Product: alkylbase DNA glycosidase-like protein mag2
Exons: 2
Coding region: 216-1517 (433 amino acids)
Biological process (GO): base-excision repair; base-excision repair, AP site formation; DNA alkylation repair
Cellular component (GO): nucleus; protein-DNA complex
Molecular function (GO): alkylated DNA binding; DNA-7-methylguanine glycosylase activity; DNA-3-methyladenine glycosylase activity
Source: RefSeq, a predicted model, not a curated record